Messenger RNA from Penicillium brasilianum, 2100 nucleotides. The record is from the annotation of a GenBank genome assembly. NCBI's taxonomy places the organism in Eukaryota, Fungi, Ascomycota, Eurotiomycetes, Eurotiales, Aspergillaceae.
CCACCUCUCCCUCACGUUCACAUUUUCUUCUCUUUCCAUAGACAUAUCAGUGACCAGAAAAUCGGAAAUUAUGACUCAAGCAGAUAUCUCUGCAUUCGACCGAGCCAACGAGGCCGUGGCUUUCCUGAGGAGUAGCCUGCCAGAGGAGCUGCAAUCGCCAAAAGUUGCCAUUGUAUGUGGCUCCGGGCUGGGAGGACUGGCCGAUACGGUCCAUGCUGAAGGUCGAGCGGAAUAUGAUUAUGCGUCUAUUCCCCAUUUCCCUCGUCCGACAGUUGCGGGACAUGCUGGGAAGUUGGUAUUCGGUCUAUUGGGCCGGAAGAUUCCCGCUGUCUUGAUGGUUGGCCGUGCCCACUACUACGAGGGCCAUUCUAUGGACCAGGUCACCUUCCCCAUCCGAGUCUUCAAGCAGCUCGGAGUUGAUACCGUCGUGUUGACGAAUGCGGCCGGUGGCCUGAAUUCUGACUAUUGCGUGGGCGAUAUUGUCAUGCUGAAUGAUCACAUCUUCCUCGCCGGUUUAGCGGGAGUUCAUCCCCUCCGAGGACCCAACGAGGACGAAUUUGGAGUCCGUUUCCCACCCCUGUCCGACGCAUAUGACCUGGACCUUCGUCGUCAGGUACACCAAGCGUGGAAGCAAGUCAUCCCUGCCCAAAGCACGAGGAAGCUGCACGAAGGAGUGUAUGCCUUCGUUGGAGGUCCCACCUAUGAGACGAGAGCGGAGAGCCGCAUGCUGCGGAUGCUCGGUGCCGAUGUAGUGGGCAUGUCGACCGUGCCAGAGAUCGUGGUGGCGAGGCACUGUGGGCUUCGCGUGUUGGCCUUUAGCCUGGUUACCAACAAUGCAGUGCUGGCACCCGUCCCUCGUGGCGAUGAGCAAUUGCUCCAGGGAAAGGACGCUGGUGAGCUCAACGCCAUCAUCGAAGAGGGGAAGGCUGGACACGAGGAAGUCCUGGAGGCUGGCCGCAACGCGGCAUUGGACAUGCAGAAAUUGGUAUUGCAAAGUCUUGUGAGCGUCUUCGGGCAGGCAUAGAUGGGAUUGUCCUCCAGAGCCAACAUGGAUGCCGCCAGUGGUCGUUCUAAUCUCAUUUCAUCUUCCGAUUCCUCUUGGCUUGCACGCUCUUGUAGAAAGCCUUCUUUCCACUGGUCUUGGAGGCUUGGAUGUCGCGGUAUUUGGACUCGAAACGUUUGUUCUCCCGCUCCAGCGCCAAAACCUCCUCGACAAAGUUCUUCUUGCGGUCCUUCUUGGCGAUACGACCACUGAAGAACUCGGUGGGACCCUGGAUGAUGGUGCCGACCUGCGAAAACUCGGGGAUCUUGGCCUUGCCAUUCUCUUUCUUGUAAUGCCUCUUAGAGUCAAGCACCGAACGCAUCCGAAUGAGCUGUAGAUCUCUCUUGAGCUCUGGGGUCAAUUCGGUCUUGGGGAGGUUGAACCAAUCGGGUCCGGCGGUAGCCUUGUCCUGUAGAGUCGACCAGUCAGCGAAUCAAGUUCGAAACAUCGUCGUUUCUAAAAAUCAAAGUGAUGAUUGUGUAGAUGCUCAGAGUAACUAUGAAAAUGAAGGCUCUCACUAGUGCAGCACAGCCCAAGACGGACUGAGGACGCCGCAUCAAGCGCUUAGGCGUUGGGAUAAUUUUCCUCAUAGCAAAGACGGAAGAAAGAACAAUAAUAGAGAUGGUGAUAGACUAACCUUCUUGGCAGCAGUUUUCGUUGCAACAGACCGAAGAGAGUUGGACAGCUUCUUUUGCUUGGGAUCGAUGAGCUGAGCCGAGUCAACGGUAGCAAUUUCCUCAGCACCCGGACGCAUGUAGGGCGUCAAAGUAGAGCUUGUAGACAAUUUGGGAAUUCUAGAGAGGUAUAAGCCAGUUGCUCCAGGCAAAGAUAGCUAGCGGUAACAGCAUACCGAAUGGAAGCGGCAUCGUCGACCGGGGUGAUCUGGCUGUCCGAACCACGCAGUCGGUUCUCUGCUUCAAGCAACAGUUGUUGAAUCUGGUCAUCAGUGAGCUCCACCUCCUCUUGAAGUGGGCCACUGGACCCCAUAGUAGUUGAAUCACCCAUCCCUGCAAGUCAGGGUGGAAGGUCUCAGAGAAUGAAGAAUACCUGGACGUGAG